AUGGCCGGCACUGCGGGAGCCAGGGAUGAGGAGCUGAUGAUGAUGAUGAUGGAGCCCCGCAGGCCCCCGCCGCUGCCGGGGAAAGCUGAGAGGGCCACCAUGCAGGCACAGGGCAGCAUGCGUGCCCGCAGCACCAGCCUGGACCUGAGUACCUCCAUGCCAGAGACCCCGAGGAGCCACCCACCCCGGCCCCCCAACUCAGCCCUCAUAUACAGCAACGUGGGAGAGCUGCGGGCUCACCUCACCCCCCGCAAGGCUUGCCGAGGGGAAGGAGCUGGGAGAACCCCCCCUCAUCCCGAUGGGACCCCUCUGCCUCCCCCGCUGCCCAAAAAGCAGCUCCAGCGAGCGGAAUCCCUUCCAGAGCCGGGACCGUCCCAGCACGACAGUCGGGGUGACCCCACAACAUGGGGCGGCAGCAUCGCACAGCGUGAGGAGGGGGCUCCCAGCUCCAUCCCCUCACCGGACAGACCCUCCUGGGCACACAAGAAGCGCUUGACCAAGUCCCAAAGCCUGGGGGGAGCGGUGGCAUGGGGCAGGCUGCAGAGCUCCCCAUCGCCCAUCACGGAGCUGACGUUUGGGGCGGCAGACGGGGAGCUGGGGCCGCUCCUGGGCAGCCCGGAUAGGGUGUGCGGGGUGGUAUUGGGGUGCCUGGAGGCCGCCCUGGCCCGGCUCUCAGCACGCAUCCAGGAGGAGCUGAUGGGGCCGGAGGAGCGGCAGCAGCGGCUGCAGGCGGAGCUGGCAGGGAAGAGCUGGGCAGCGCUCAGCAUCCUGCAGCGGGAGCCAUGCUGCGAGAGCCGGGAUGCGUGGUACUUCCCGGUGGGCUUCAGUCUGGAGCAGGCGCAGGUGGUGUGUGCAGCCAAGGUCCCCAAGCCAUGCUGCCCCAGCCGGGGGGUGCAGAGCUCCCUUGGGGUGCACUGCAGCAUCCAGCGAGUGGUUGGCCGCUUCACCGAUCGCCUCCCUUGGGAACUGGUGCUCCCGGGAAGCCCUGGGGAGCAGAGUGGGUCCCUGCCUGCUGCCCAUCCUGCCCCCCGUCCUGUCCUGCAGGUCCUGAUCUCCUCUGAGGUUCCCUACCAGACCCUGGCAGACUUCGUGAAGGGAUCACAUGCGUUGCACAGGACCUGCCCUGGGCACUACGAGCGCCUGGUUUGCCUCCUCCUCCUGCAGGUGUGCAUGGGGCUGGAGCAUCUCCGGGUGCAGAACAUGGAGCAAGGGGAUCUCUGCCUCGAGAACCUGCUGCUGGUGUGGUGCCCAUGUCCUCCCCAGAGCCAGCAAGGCAAGAAGGCAUCCCUAGGGCUUUCCCUUCCCAGGCUGCUCAUCAGCAGCUUCUACAAGGCUAAAGAUAAGCAAAGACCUUAUUCCACUAGCCAAGAGCAGGACUGGACAGAGGGGCUUGCUGCACCACCCUCCCUGGCAGCAGAUGAGCUGAAUGUAGGCAUGCUGAUCUAUCAGCUCCUGCACGUGGACAUCUCUCUGGAGAACUCCUUUUGCUUCAGAAGCAACAGACUUCCUGAAAUCCCCUCCCUGUCCAUCUACUCCACGGGACUCAAGCGCCUGGCCAUGCUGCUUCUCCACAGGGAUCCUUGCAAGAGGGUCUCUGUUGAGCAGGCAAAGAGCAUCCUGCAGGUCCUGCUCUGGGGGCCUCGGCAGGAGCUCUUUGCCAGGACCAAGAAGACCCUCGCCCUGCUCGGGAGCUGGGUGGAGGUGAAGAGGGCUCUGCUGCUCCUCAGGUUUGUGGAGACCUCGGCUGGGGCAGGGGGGAGCCCUGGCCUCGAGGAGUGGCUCUGCUGCCAGUACUUCAAGGAGGUCUCCGAGCACACGCUCUACCAAGUGACCCAGGCUCUCUACGGUCCCUAAAGGCAAGCUGAAGUUUAGUCCACCCAAAAGCCCAUGAGGACCUGGCCAAACCCACCAGCUCACAAGGAACCCAAGCUGCUCCUGGCUCUGUGAAGUCUUUCCAAACCCAAACCCACCUUCCCCCAUCACAAGAAUGAUGAAGCUGGGAGCAAACUCCCACCCGUGGUUCCCAUAACAUAGGGUGUGUUUUUAUACCCCCAACCAGUUUUUGUGUGAUAGAGUCCAGUUUAUCAGAGCAUCUCAGGAAAGAUGACUGGAUAGAAGCCACAGCAUCAAGUGCCAGUUGCCAAGUAGAGUUUAUGGGGCUUAGACUCUGCACAAACACCUCUCAGCCCUCUCCUGUGGCUUUCACUGUUUCAAAGCCACAUGUUACAGCUCACCUGAACGCACUGUUAGUGAAGGAGAAAUGCAAUAAAUACCUCGUACAACCUGCUCUCUUUAGAAACAAUUUGUGGCACAGUCACAAAUAUAAAUGACAUUUUAGAGGGGGAAAUACAGCAGCCACACAGCUUCAA
Molecule: messenger RNA, 2369 nt
Organism: Melopsittacus undulatus (budgerigar)
Lineage: Eukaryota; Metazoa; Chordata; Aves; Psittaciformes; Psittaculidae
Gene: PEAK3
Product: PEAK family member 3
Exons: 4
Coding region: 1-1854 (617 amino acids)
Biological process (GO): protein phosphorylation
Molecular function (GO): protein kinase activity
Source: RefSeq, a predicted model, not a curated record